CCCGCCGCGGUCCCGAUGGGUGCCGGGGUCCCGGCGGCGGUGGGCGGCCCUCGGGGCCCGCGGCUGUCGGCGCUGUGGGCGGCGUGCGUGGCCUGCCUGGCGCUGCCCGGCCCCGCCGCCGCCUUCUACCUGCCGGGCCUGGCCCCCGUCAACUUCUGCGAGGAAGGGAAGGACACCGCAGACUGCAAGUCUGGAAUAGAGCUCUUUGUGAACAGGCUUGAUUCUGUGGAAUCUGUUCUUCCUUAUGAAUAUACCGCGUUUGACUUUUGCCAAGCAGCAGAAGGAAAACGUCCAUCCGAAAACCUUGGUCAAGUGUUAUUUGGGGAAAGGAUUGAACCCUCUCCAUAUAAGUUCUUAUUUAAAAAGGAUGAGACCUGUAAACUCGUUUGUACAAAAACAUAUAAGCCAGACAAAACAGAGGACAAACAAAAUCUGGAAUUCCUGAAAAAAAGCAUGCUGCUGAAUUAUCAACAUCACUGGAUUGUAGACAAUAUGCCUGUUACGUGGUGCUACGAUGUUGAAGAUGGACAAAGGUUCUGCAAUCCUGGAUUUCCCAUUGGCUGCUAUAUCACAGAAGAAGGCCAUGCUAAAGAUGCCUGUGUUAUUAAUUCAGAAUUCCGCGAGAAAGAUACUUUUUACAUCUUCAACCACGUUGACAUCAAAAUUCACUAUCAUGUUGUUGAAAAUGGAGCCUUGGGAGCAAGAUUAGUGGCUGCUAAACUUGAACCAAAAAGCUUCAAACAUACACAUUUGGAAAAACCUGACUGUUCUGGACUCCCAAUGGAUAUAAGCAACAAGGCUACUGGGGAGAUAAAAAUUGCUUAUACUUACUCAGUGAGCUUCGAAGAACAAAAAAAAAUUCGAUGGGCAUCCAGAUGGGACUAUAUUUUAGAAUCCAUGCCUCAUACCCACAUUCAAUGGUUUAGCAUCAUGAAUUCCCUCGUGAUUGUUCUGUUCUUAUCUGGAAUGGUGGCUAUGAUCAUGCUGAGGACCCUGCAUAAAGACAUCGCAAGAUAUAAUCAAAUGGAUUCUACUGAAGAUGCCCAGGAGGAAUUUGGCUGGAAACUGGUUCAUGGAGAUAUAUUCCGGCCUCCAAGAAAAGGAAUGCUGCUCUCGGUUUUUUUAGGAUCAGGCACACAAAUUUUAAUCAUGACUUUCGUGACUCUAUUUUUUGCUUGCCUGGGAUUUUUGUCACCUGCCAACAGAGGAGCCCUGAUGACCUGUGCCGUAGUCUUAUGGGUGCUGCUUGGAACACCUGCAGGUUAUGUCGCUGCCCGAUUUUAUAAGUCCUUUGGUGGUGAAAAGUGGAAAACAAAUGUACUGUUGACAUCAUUUCUGUGUCCUGGGAUUGUAUUUGCCGACUUCUUCAUUAUGAACCUGAUUCUCUGGGGAGAAGGAUCUUCAGCAGCCAUUCCCUUUGGUACUUUGGUUGCCAUAUUGGCCCUCUGGUUUUGCAUAUCUGUGCCACUGACGUUCAUUGGCGCUUACUUUGGCUUUAAGAAAAAUGCCAUUGAGCACCCAGUUCGGACCAAUCAGAUUCCUCGUCAGAUUCCUGAACAAUCGUUCUACACAAAACCAUUGCCGGGCAUAAUCAUGGGAGGGAUUCUGCCCUUUGGAUGCAUCUUUAUACAACUCUUCUUCAUUCUUAAUAGCAUUUGGUCUCAUCAGAUGUACUACAUGUUUGGCUUUCUAUUUCUGGUGUUUAUAAUUUUGGUUAUUACAUGUUCCGAAGCAACUAUACUGCUUUGCUAUUUCCAUCUCUGUGCUGAGGAUUACCAUUGGCAGUGGCGUUCAUUCCUCACCAGUGGCUUUACUGCAGUCUAUUUCCUAAUAUAUGCAAUACACUAUUUCUUUUCGAAACUGCAAAUCACAGGGACAGCAAGUACCAUCUUGUACUUUGGUUACACCAUGAUAAUGGUUUUGAUCUUCUUCCUCUUUACAGGAACAAUUGGCUUCUUUGCAUGUUUUUGGUUUGUGACCAAAAUAUACAGCGUCGUGAAAGUGGACUGAAGAAAUCCAUGAACCCAGGUUUAAAUUUUAAACCUUAAUGAAAAACUGUUCAUGUGACUAUCUGGUUUUAUCAGAAGUAUUGAUCCUAGUGUUGCUUGAUACUAAAUGAACCUCUUCCCAAGCACCUGCCCCCCAAAAAAUACAUUUUCCACUAAAGCAUUUCUAUUGUAAUUUGAUUUUAAGUACGUUUUGAGUUCAUGAAGAGCAAAUAUUGUGCGCAUUUGUAAAUAUAAUAUUUACAGUACUAUUAUUGGCCAAAUAGAAGAGGCUGAGUUAAACAACGUAAUACUUCUGAAUAAAGUACAGUUAAUUGUAAAUAGGAUUUUCUAGGCUCGGUAGGCGGGAAGAAUUAUUUUUAUUUGAAGGAAAUAACUUUUUAUCAUGGUAAUUUUGAAGAAUGACUCCUAUGAUGUGGUUCGUUUGGGAUGUGACAUUUUUUAUCUUGUACUGGUUGUAACUGUUCAUAAAUAUUCCUAUUUCUCUGCAUUGACUUCAUUAUUCCCAUGGUAUUGGCCUUUUAAACUAUGUGCCUCUGAGUCUCUGAAUUUAUAAAUUUAUUACCUUAAUAAAUAUUGUAAAAAUGUCUUCAGCGCAUCAUUAUCUGUUAUAGAUGUAUUCGUUGAAGUUCUGUGCAUUUACAUCUAUAUACCAAGGAUGUUGAAAAUGAUUUACAGCAUUUUAUAGGAGUCUACUGUAUUUUGAUAGUGUAACAUUUAGGCUCAGAUCACCUGGGCCAACUGAUUCUAACUUAACUGCUCUUCCUUGAUGGUGGAAAUCAUAAAGAUAAUAAUUAUGGUAUUUGUUAAGGGCUUACUAUGUGCGAGGCACCGGAAAUUCUCCCAGGGUCCUAGUGUAAAUCUUUUUGGUCAAUAUUUUGACUAAAAGUAGCAGUUCAUGGACCUGCUGAGUAAGUUGAGUUGAUGCAUUAGGCUUCAAAAUAAUGGUGGGUAGCUUCUCUUUUACACCUUUGACUGCAUCUUCUCUUUCUGAGGAUAUUUCACCUGGAAUGUUAGUUCUAUUUCCUACAUGCUAAGAGAUUGAUAGAUCUGUUCAUUUGCCUCUGAGAAAUUGAAGUUGCUCUAGUUAGUUUAUUCGAAAAGACUACCUGAGUUCUUUAAGGUUCUCUUCAUUAAACUUACAUCCUUAAUUACUAAUUGCUGCUUAUAUGAAAGUAACGGGUUCCUCUCUACAAUACCGUGUUACUAUGCUUUUCUAAAGUGUUGAUCUUAGACUUGAAUAAGGAACCAAUAAAUGCAUCAUUGAGUAAGGAA
Messenger RNA from Ornithorhynchus anatinus (platypus), 3281 nucleotides. It is a transcript of the gene TM9SF2, whose product is annotated as transmembrane 9 superfamily member 2. Gene Ontology annotation, biological process: protein localization to membrane. NCBI's taxonomy places the organism in Eukaryota, Metazoa, Chordata, Mammalia, Monotremata, Ornithorhynchidae. The record is from RefSeq and is a predicted model, not a curated record. The coding region runs from base 16 to 2010 and encodes 664 amino acids. The transcript has 17 exons. Gene Ontology annotation, cellular component: membrane.